Molecule: messenger RNA, 588 nt
Organism: Corticium candelabrum
Lineage: Eukaryota; Metazoa; Porifera; Homoscleromorpha; Homosclerophorida; Plakinidae
Product: high affinity copper uptake protein 1-like
Exons: 3
Coding region: 4-489 (161 amino acids)
Biological process (GO): copper ion transmembrane transport
Cellular component (GO): plasma membrane
Molecular function (GO): copper ion transmembrane transporter activity
Source: RefSeq, a predicted model, not a curated record
UCUAUGCAGUCUAUGGUGUUCCACUUUGGAGCAGAUGCCAAGAUCCUCUUUGUGGGAUGGAAUAUUACAAGCACUGGAGGAAUGGUUGGCAGCUGUGUAGCAGUGAUUGCGCUUUCUCUUCUUUACGAACUGUCGAAGACGUUUAAAGAGCUUUUGUUGCGACGACAUUUGCAGAGCGGGGCAGGUCGAUACAGCCUUUCACGACCUACUAAUUAUAGCUCCAAUGAUGCAGAGGCUGGUACAAUCAGCGAAAGAUCUCAAUUGUUUAGCAAAUGGAAUAAGAAACAAGCAACUCUAAGUUGGCUAGCACAUUUGCUUCAAACGUUGCUAUAUUUUAUUAAUAUUACUCUUGGAUACUCUCUGAUGAUGGUUUUCAUGACUUUGAAUGUCUGGUUAUGCCUUUCCUUGCUUUUUGGAUUGACAUUGGGUUAUCUAGUAUUUGCAAAAGGUAGACAAUCAUCGGAGUCGAACACAGAAGAUUGUCAUUGACCGGUCUAUUUUUAUUUAUUCAAACAGUCAUUUUAGUGUUUAUGAGUGUUGCUGUUGAUAUCAUGUUUAGCUGGUAAAAUAUUAUCUAUAUAUACAAAA